AUGGCUGCCUUCUUUCAGAGACUCGCCAAGGCCACCCCAACCGCCUUCACCGCCGCCUUCAACUCCGGCUCCGGCCACUCCAGGUCCGCCUUCCGCUUUCCGAUCGGUGCUCUCGCGGCUGUCUCCGGCGGAAUCUCGUACGUCUACUACCACUCGUCGGUUUAUCUAGAUGAAAUCAAAGAAGAACAGACUGGUCCAAAAGUUGCACUUAAUCCGAAUAAAUGGACAGAAUUUAAGCUGCAAGACUCGGCAAGAGUUAGCCACAAUACUCAAUUGUUCAGAUUUACAUUUGACCCAACCGCCAAGUUAGGUUUAGAUGUGGCUUCAUGCCUCAUUACAAGGGCUCCAAUUGGACAAGAUGCUGAAGGGAAACCAAAAUUUGUCACACGCCCGUAUACUCCUAUAUCAGAUCCAGAGUCCAAGGGAUACUUUGACUUAUUGAUUAAGGUGUAUCCAGAAGGGAAAAUGAGCCAGCAUUUUGCAAGCUUAAAACCAGGCGAUGUACUCGAAGUGAAGGGGCCUAUUGAAAAGUUGAGAUAUAUUCCCAACAUGAAGAAACACAUUGGCAUGAUUGCAGGUGGUUCUGGUAUCACUCCAAUGCUUCAGGUCAUUGAGGCUAUACUUAAAAAUCCUGAUGACACAACCAAGGUGUCACUGCUUUAUGCUAAUGUGUCUCCAGAUGACAUACUGCUUAAACAGAAACUUGACCUACUUGCAGCUGCCCACCCUAAUUUGAAGGUCUAUUACACAGUUGAUAAUCCUACAAAGAGUUGGAAAGGAGGGAAAGGCUUCAUAUCAAAGGACAUGGCAGUUAAAGGGUUACCUGGUCCCUCUGAAGAUACUCUCAUCCUUGUAUGCGGUCCUCCUGGGAUGAUGGAACACAUAUCUGGAGGCAAGGCUAAAGACUGGUCACAAGGAGAGCUCUCUGGCAUACUAAAAGAACUUGGCUACACAGAAGAAAUGGUUUACAAAUUUUGAAAAUUAGCAGAGGCCGUUUAGGUUUUGAAGCGAUUAGCCAAUUACUAGGAACAGUUUGCUGCCAAUAAGAUGUUUUCAUAGGAAGCAUAACAAUUUCUCUAUGGAGUUUAUACCCAUUUAAAUGGAAUCCUAGUGUGCAUAGGAAUCUGCUACGUUUGCAUGAUGAGAUGACUUGGUUCACUGUAUCUGUAUUCCUGCAAAUACAAAUUGUUACAGGAAGACAACUUGACUAUAAAACCUGAUUCAACACUUUGUGGUUUUAUUGAUUCGGAAUAUAAACACUGAUUAAAUUUCAUAGA
Fragaria vesca subsp. vesca is the source of this 1277-nucleotide messenger RNA. RefSeq names its product NADH-cytochrome b5 reductase-like protein-like. Gene Ontology annotation, molecular function: cytochrome-b5 reductase activity, acting on NAD(P)H. The coding region runs from base 1 to 978 and encodes 325 amino acids. The transcript has 13 exons. Lineage: Eukaryota; Viridiplantae; Streptophyta; Magnoliopsida; Rosales; Rosaceae. The record is from RefSeq and is a predicted model, not a curated record.